AUGAACGGUGUUGGUCCAUUGAUUGCAGCGUCGCCGACACCUCACAGCGAUCCGAAUUUGGUUGGGAUCCAGCCAGUGGAUAUCCAUCAGUUUUCGCAAAGCACCCCAGCUAUUUGGCCGGGUCUGGAACCGUUAGAUGCUGCUCAAGGGGGUUUGCCUCCGCCGCCUCAGCAUGUGCCAUUACCGCCUACGUUGCAGCCUUCACCGUAUGCUCAAAUGGUAUUUCGUUGCUUAUCACUCUCACAUUGCAUUUUGUGGAUUUUUGAAAAAAUUUUUUGGUUUUUUACUAGGCUUCAUGAGGUUUCAGUGGUGUUUAAAUUUUCAGUGCCUCUGUCAGGCAGAGCGCGAGUUGACAACGAGAGAAGGGAAAAUGUGGUACAUAGAAUAUUGUAA
Messenger RNA from Gongylonema pulchrum, 393 nucleotides. The record is from the annotation of a GenBank genome assembly. Lineage: Eukaryota; Metazoa; Nematoda; Chromadorea; Rhabditida; Gongylonematidae.